Molecule: messenger RNA, 1269 nt
Organism: Saccostrea cuccullata (small rock oyster)
Lineage: Eukaryota; Metazoa; Mollusca; Bivalvia; Ostreida; Ostreidae
Exons: 5
Coding region: 1-1269 (422 amino acids)
Molecular function (GO): zinc ion binding
Source: RefSeq, a predicted model, not a curated record
AUGGCGACUUCAUCUUCUUGGGCACAGGAUGUGAUCACGUGUGAUCUUUGUGACAACCCCACCCAGCAGUUCUGUAACAGCUACAGAAGAGAAAGGCUCGUAUUCUCCUCAUGUGCUUCUCAUCCCAACCAGAAAUGCGAGGGACAUUGUCAACAGUGUGAUGUCCCCGUCUGCUUCAGAUGUCUCACGGGUCCCCACAGGCCCCAUACCAUCAUAGAUAUGUCAGAAGUGGUACAACAGAUGAAAGAAGAAAUCAAGAAAGAAACAGAGGAAAUUGAGUCGUUUAUUUCAAGAUUCGCACUAAGUGGAGCUAAUAUUGAUCUAAAGAUAUCUAAAAUGACUGAAAAAUUUGAAACAAUGGAGAGAGAGGGAGAAAAUCUGAGAAAAUCCUGGCAUGAAGAAGUAGACAACAUUUUCGACACACUACAAUCAACAAUUAGGAAAAUGAAGGAUGGAAGACUCACAGCUCUCAGAUCACACCACUACAAAUCAGAACUUACGGAUUUCAGAGACAUUCCUACAGAUGUUGAUGUGAAGAUUCCUUCCCUAAAUAGCAACACAGUCCAGGGGAGAGAACUCAGCAUAGAAUUAGGAGAAUACAAGGCUACACUGACACAGACAUCUAUAUCCAGUCUGACAGAUGAAGUAUCCAUUUUAUCCGUGAGAAAACUAUUGGACAAAGCUAAAGUUAUUGCUACCAUUCCUUCUAGAAUAAAGUCAUUACGUCAUAUUAUCUGUACCAGAAACAAUGAAGCUUGGGCUUGUAGUGGAGAUAGAUUCAUAAGACGUAUUGACAUACGUGGUUCUAUAAAGGAGAAGAUCGCCACCAAGUGUAAACCCUCUCCAAAUGAAAUUUCAGUGACCAGGAAAGGAGAACUGAUAUACAGUGAUCAUGACAGCAGAACAGUGAACAUCGUCAGACAGGGGAAGAUAGAGACACUAAUCACUCUACCUCGGGGGUGGCAUCCUGAUGGACUGUGUUGUACCAGAUCAGGGGACAUACUAGUUAGUGGGCAACCAGGGGUCUUGGUGGACGAGAAUAACAACGGAGACAUAUGCGCCUCUGAUUUUGAUACCAGUACAGUGAUAGUAAUGGACAAGACAGGAAGAGUUCGAUUCCGUUACGAUGAUGAGAAUGGACAGUUUUUAAGAUGCAUUAGCAAUUGUGGACUUCGGAAUCUUGGUGGACUGAGUGUGGACAGUGAGGGGAGGUUGUGGGUAGGGUGUUUUGAUUCAGGUGAUAUUAAAGUCAUCCAGUACAUGGAGUAA